Messenger RNA from Drosophila mauritiana, 2252 nucleotides. It is a transcript of the gene AstA-R2, whose product is annotated as allatostatin-A receptor. The transcript is spliced from 4 exons. Gene Ontology annotation, biological process: neuropeptide signaling pathway. The record is from RefSeq and is a predicted model, not a curated record. Gene Ontology annotation, molecular function: G protein-coupled peptide receptor activity. NCBI's taxonomy places the organism in Eukaryota, Metazoa, Arthropoda, Insecta, Diptera, Drosophilidae. Gene Ontology annotation, cellular component: membrane. Bases 751 to 1824 code for a protein of 357 amino acids.
UGGAUACGGACGCGAGCAGUGUGGACUUUCAAAUUGGCCAAAAACAGCAGUAUAUAAUCGAAAAUAUAUAGCGUGCCGCGGCGCAGCAGUCGGUAGCAACAAUAGGAACGUUGUUUUUUGGCCAUAGCCAUAUAGCCCCAAAAUUUAUGCCGUUCGUUUGUCAAUAAAAAAGCAAACGAGAAAUGUAAACAGAAACGCAGCGAAAGGAAGACAUCAUAUUGAAUUUAUGGUGUAGGUGCAGCAACGUGGUCCUCGAACCUAAGGACACCCCGGUGUCCUUGUCGUCAGGGUGUGACUCGGCACAGUUUGGUUGUGUCGGUGCCGAUUUGUACGUGCCCUCACCUUUGAACUCACUCUCUUGCUUCUCGCCUCACCGUGAUCCUUGUGUGCUGUCCUUUAUUGUUGUCUUACCUGUGCUACCCACCUACAAUUACCGUUAUCGGGCAAGGACCAAAUUGCUUUUGCCACCCGCCACGUUGCGAACAAUUCCGGUCGGGUUCGAUACCACACGGCGUAUGCGGAACGUUUUUGAGGUCUCCGGAGCUCAACGGUCGUAGUAUUCGGCAUGAUAAUUGAAUUUUUGUGGCGGCUGCUUUGUGAAACUCUACUAAUUGGAAAUUUGUUAUUUGCGUUUGGUGAACUGUGAGCGGAAAAGAGCCCAAAAUUGAAAAUGUCCCGUGACAAUCAAGCGAAAUCGCCAAUAGCCAGUACAAAGUGAGCCGGAAAGUUGUGCACUAAAGCUGAGAAAACAUGGAGAACACCACAAUGCUGGCUAACAUUAGCCUAAACGCAACCAGAAAUGAGGAGAAUAUCACCUCAUUCUUCACCGACGAAGAAUGGCUGGCCAUCAAUGGCACAUUGCCGUGGAUAGUGGGAUUCUUCUUCGGCGUCAUCGCCAUCACGGGAUUCUUCGGCAACCUGCUGGUCAUCCUGGUGGUGGUCUUCAACAACAACAUGCGCUCCACCACCAACCUGAUGAUUGUCAAUCUGGCUGCCGCUGAUCUGAUGUUCGUAAUCCUCUGCAUUCCCUUCACGGCCACCGAUUACAUGGUGUACUACUGGCCAUAUGGAAGGUUCUGGUGCCGCAGUGUCCAGUACCUGAUUGUGGUGACCGCCUUCGCCUCCAUAUACACACUGGUGCUGAUGUCCAUCGAUCGGUUCCUGGCGGUGGUCCAUCCCAUUCGCUCACGGAUGAUGAGGACGGAGAACAUCACCCUGAUUGCCAUCGUGACUUUGUGGAUCGUGGUGCUGGUCGUUUCGGUGCCAGUGGCCUUCACCCACGACGUGGUGGUGGACUACGAUGCAAAGAAGAACAUCACCUACGGCAUGUGCACCUUCACGACGAACGACUUCCUCAGUCCGCGCACCUACCAGGUCACCUUCUUCAUCAGCUCCUACCUGCUGCCCCUGAUGAUCAUCAGCGGGCUCUACAUGCGCAUGAUCAUGCGGCUCUGGCACCAGGGAACCGGCGUCCGCAUGUCCAAGGAGUCGCAGCGCGGUCGCAAGCGGGUCACCCGCCUCGUCGUCGUGGUGGUCAUCGCCUUCGCCUCGCUCUGGCUGCCAGUCCAGCUCAUCCUCCUGCUCAAGUCACUGGAUAUCAUCGAGACGAACACCCUCACCAAGCUCGUCAUCCAGGUCACCGCCCAGACUCUGGCCUACAGCAGCUCGUGCAUCAAUCCGCUGCUCUACGCCUUCCUCUCCGAGAAUUUCCGGAAGGCCUUUUACAAGGCCGUUAACUGCUCCUCUCGCUACCAGAACUACACAUCUGACUUGCCACCGCCGCGCAAGACGUCCUGCGCCAGGACCUCCACCACUGGACUCUAGGGAUCACCAAUUGCAGUCACUACGAGCAAAUCUUUGAGGGCACAUGUGGACACGGGACCAAUCCAUCAAUGGAUUUUUGCUCUUCGAAUGACUAAAGUUAAGAUAUAAGGAAUUUGUAAAUAUUGAAUUAGAUUAAAUGAAAUGCUUGUCUGUAUCUUUUGUGUAUUACUAAGCUACUAUGCUUAUUCAUCUCUUAGUAGAUAUUAUAUUACAUAUAAUACCAUUUGAAAUUGGAAGUGUAUACAGGCUGCACUGUUUACUAAACAUAAUUAUAGACAGUAAAUUUGCCUAAAUUAUUUAUAAUGUUAUAUAAAUGCUAUAAUGCUAAUCGGAAUGCAAUGUGUUACAAGCUCCCUUGGUGUAAUCCAUAUUGUUAACCAUGUUACCGCAGUUUGUUAUUUGCGUAAGCCGUUAAGGAAUUAAAGAAU